This is a messenger RNA of Macrobrachium nipponense, 1304 nucleotides long. RefSeq lists its product as uncharacterized. The transcript is spliced from 2 exons. Bases 135 to 875 code for a protein of 246 amino acids. The record is from RefSeq and is a predicted model, not a curated record. NCBI's taxonomy places the organism in Eukaryota, Metazoa, Arthropoda, Malacostraca, Decapoda, Palaemonidae.
UGCUCAAUAUUGCCGCAACGCGACACCCAGUCGAAUGGCCUUCCAGAUCGGUAUAAAAGGGCUGGGCGGCCUCUCUCGAGAGACAGUCUUGAAGAUCCAUUGACAGUAAACCGUCGGGCAAAAGUACAGCAAAGAUGCUUCGGACAGCUGUGUUGGGCGUGGUGGUGGCUUUGGCGUGUUCAGCUGCAGGCGCUCCGGAUUAUGCCGCUCCGCCUUCACCAGGUUACAUCCAAGUAGCACCACUGUCGUCUUCCUAUGGUCCGCCCAAGGAAGAAGUGUGCUAUCCCAAAUACCUCACCAAGACCAUGACGAAAGACGUGCAGAAGACCGAGCCUCACUAUGCCACGGUGACGGUGCCUGUCCUCACCACCCAGUACGCCUACAUCACCGAAACUAUCGUGGCCCCAAAGACCAUCAUCCAGUACUCCACAAUGACGGCCUACGCCGAGCCAAACAUCUACACAGAGACAAAGGUUCUGUACGAUACCAAGAUGGUGACCGUUCCCCAGUACAUGACGGAAUCCGCAUACGGAUACAACACUGCCAAGCAGUACUUCACCGAAACCGAUGCCAUUUACAUCACCAAAACCGAAACCCAGAGUUAUCCCGUGACGAACGUCGUCACCAAGACAGGCUACGAGACCAAGGGAUACUACGUGACGCAGACCAAGGUUCAGCAACAGUACAUCACCAUAACUGUCAAGAAUCCUUAUUACGUCACUCAGUACGAAACAGAAUACAAGCAGGAGUACGUCUAUAACACCAUCACGCAGAACGUCAACGAAUACGUGACGAUGACCGUCUACGCGACAGUUCCGGAAUACCACACCGUCACCAAGUGCUCGUCCACGAUGAUGUACGGAUAUGGAUACUAGAAACUAUUAGCCGUAGAAAAUUGACAGGCUUAGAUAGCCAAUCUGCGUGACCCUCGCCGUCCGUCCUCCCUCAUCGCCGUUGUUUCUGUUCAUCUGGAAGCCACGGCCACGCCCCCAGCCCCGAGCAUCUGCUGUACGCCCGCCGCCCGUGUCCCCUCGAGCUCGACCAUUCCCGCGCAGGUUCUGCAGGCAGUAACCUGUUGGGAGGAGGCAUCGACAACUUAACAUCUUUCUCCUGCGAUGCCUCGGGUUGAGUGAGAGGGGACUUAAUCCCCUUCUUCUUCUUCUUUCCCAUGUGAGAUCGAGGACUGCCCACCCUCGAUCUUACCCCAGGACCAACAACAUCGGUCCACUUUUAAGUGACUUUAUGUCGCCCAUUUUGACAUCACUUGUGUAAAUAUACUUAAGUAAAUCUUUAUUUAUACUAAA